AGAUGUUUCUAUCAACAACAACGCAAAGAAUCUGCAAUGUUCGUGUGAAAUGGAACUUUGGCUCGGUAAAAAUCCGUCUUCCAGAGGCCCUAGUCUUAGAUUGGGGGCGCGCGAUACUUGAAGCGGUACGUGGUAAAGCUGAGGCUUCUUACGAAUCUCAUCAUUAUUCACCGACUGUUCAUUAUCGACCCACUACUCCAAUUCUCUUCGAAAAUGGCACUCAGACAGAUUCUACUGUCACCUUCGAUGGAAAUGUUGGCGAUAUUGCUCCAGUUCCUUCUGUGCGUGCGCCUAAGUCAGACGAUGGAAUAUUCCAACUUCUUGAUCCUGAUGAUUCCUUUGCAUAUCGUUCGGAUGAUGAAUCUCUCCAUCUGGGCCAAAUGUUUGGGAGCAAUGAUCAGAGCAUAAACACCGCCAAAGAACAAGAGAUGCAACCACAUUCUGCUGAAAAGAAGGAAGAUGUUGAUCACGAUGAGAAUGAGGAGAAAAUCGCGUUUCCUCUUGAAAAGGCGCUGUUGUUGAACUUCCCUUCAGAGAACAAAGAGCAACAGCAAGAAGACUACAUUCCUGAAAGUGCCGUCAUAAGCUCAGGUUCAUUGCGACGACGUGUCACCUUCUCAGACCUGAACACUAUCUUCGAGGCACCAGAGAAUGAAGAUCCAGUGGAAGAAGAUGAAACUUCUGAAUUGAAGCAAGACGAUGUCAUUCCUAAAAUUGGUUGCAACAACCGGAAUGAUGUGAAGGACGCAGAGGGAAUUGAGGAGCGCAGAAAGGAACACAUUGUUCAAUUGGCGCUUGAUCAAAUGCGCAUUGUUGGUCAACACGGAGUGAAGGAAACAACAACAGCUGAGGAGGUUUCCAUCAAGGAUGAGAACGGCAAAAACGCUAAUGAGGAUAUACAGCAUGAAUCUGUGGCACUGCAACCUAGUGAGCAGAUGACUAAGACCAACGAUGGUGACAAUUUCGUCUCGACGCAGCAACUGGCUCUUAAAAUGCAAUUUCCUUCACAAUCUGAGCGCUUCGAUCGAACUCGUUGUCUCUUCGAGCACGGUGCUGGAGGUGUCAACACCGAUGAGGAAGAUGAUAAAGAAAAGGACAAACAAUAGGAAGAGAAAUAAAAAUUCUCAUAAUCGUCUAUAAAUAACGUUAUUGUAUUCCCACAAUGUUCUUUCACCUGACUUAAUUUAUCCGCAUAUGUA
Messenger RNA from Meloidogyne enterolobii, 1199 nucleotides. Lineage: Eukaryota; Metazoa; Nematoda; Chromadorea; Rhabditida; Meloidogynidae. The record is from the annotation of a GenBank genome assembly.